CUCCCAUUCUCACAGAGGCUUUCCCUCGAUGCUGGACGAGCCUCUCAGUUCUCAUUCUGUCUGCAGAGGGACAUCAGCUCUGACUUUCCAUCCGUAUUAUUAUAGGACACUUGAACAGAUUGAUUCAUGAGCUGCUGACUGUCUCUCUGUUUAAACAUGAAGAUCAGGCUGUGUUUCGCCGCUGCUGCACUCUUAACUUUAUUACUGAAUUCAGUCGAGGCUCAAGUGGAGCCCCCAUCAGACUUGAAAUUUAAAAUCAUAAAUGAGAAUACUGUGCUGAUGUCAUGGAGGAGACCUUUAUCUAACGUACAUGGCUUCAAAAUACAAGUAACAUCAGACACCGAUGAUUCCAGAGAUUUAAAUCUCCCUGAAUCGGCCACAAGCACAUCUAUCACGGAUCUAACUCCAGAUGUGGACUAUUCAGUGGCAAUCAGUUCAUAUUUUGGCACAGAAGAAAGUAUUCCUAUUCUUGGCCAAAUCACUAUUCAAUCCAGUAACACCAAUGAAACCAGAAAGCCACAGUCAGAAGUGAUCAAAUGUUCAGUGAGUGCCAUUGCGGAUCUGGUUUUUCUGGUGGAUGGCUCUUGGAGUGUGGGAAGAGAAAACUUUAAAUACAUUCGGAGUUUCAUUGUGGCCAUGGCAGGAGCCUUUGACAUUGGGGAGGCUAAGACCAGAGUGGCUGUGGUACAGUACAGCUCAGACAUCAGAACAGAAUUUAAUCUGAACCAGCAUUACAAACGGCCCAACCUUCUCCGAGCCAUCAAAAAUCUGCCCUACAAGGGUGGUAACACCAUGACAGGUGAAGCAAUGGACUAUCUCGUAAAAAACACUUUCACUGAGGCAGCCGGCUCAAGGAAAGGCUUCCCCAAAGUAGCCAUGAUCAUCACGGAUGGAAAGUCUCAGGACCCAGUGGAGGAGUACGCCAAACGACUGAGGAACAUCGGAGUAGAGAUCUUUGUUCUGGGUAUCAAAGAAGCAGAUGAGGAUGAGUUAAAGGAGAUAGCCUCAACUCCUCACAGCAAGCAUAUCUAUAAUGUUCAGAACUUCGACAUGAUCGAUCAGGUCCAGAAGAAGCUCAUCAGUGAGGUGUGCUCCGGAGUGGAGGACCAGCUAAAUGCCCUAGUAAGCGGAGGAGAAGUUGUCGAACCAGCUUCAAACCUGAAAGUAACGGACAUCUCCUCCAAGUCCAUGAGGAUUACAUGGGAUGCAUCUCGUGGAGAUGUCACAGGCUACAAGUUGCAGCUCAUCCCCACCAUUGCCGGCGCCAAGAGGCAGGAGCUAUACACGGGGCCCACAAUGACCAUGGCCAACGUAAGAGAUCUGUCACCAGAGACUGUAUACGAGAUCAGUCUUUUCGCCCUCAAAGACCUAACCCCAAGCGAGCCAAGAACUACCACAGAGAAAACUCAGCCUGUGAAGAUAUCUACAGAGUGUUCACUAGAGGUGGAAGUUCAGGCUGAUGUUGUUCUGCUUGUGGAUGGCUCCUACAGUAUAGGACUGCCUAAUUUUGCCAAAGUUAGAGCCUUCCUCGAAGUGCUGGUCAAUUCCUUUGACAUCGGAGCCAACAAGGUGCAGAUCAGCCUGGUUCAGUACAGCAGGGAUCCUUUCACCGAGUUCGCCUUGAACAAGCAUCAUGACAUUGCUUCAGUGGUCAAGGCCAUCCGCACCUUCCCCUAUCGUGGAGGAUCCACCAACACUGGUAAAGCUAUGUCCUACGUGAGGGAAAAGAUCUUCGCCACCGGCCGGGGUGCCCGCAGUAACGUUCCACGGGUCAUGGUCCUCAUCACGGACGGCAAGUCUUCAGACUCCUUUAAAGAUCCGGCCAAUAAACUGAAGAAUGCAGAUGUUGAGAUUUUUGCUGUGGGAGUGAAGGACGCAGUACGCACCGAGCUGGAGGCGAUUGCCAAUGCUCCUGCUGAUAACCAUGUGUUUGAGGUGGAAGACUUUGAUGCUUUUGAGCGUAUCUCAAAGGAACUGACCACAUCCAUCUGCUUAAGAAUUGAGCAGGAGCUACAUAACAUCAAGAAAAGAAGUUUAAUUCCGCCCAGAUCUCUGAGCUUCUCUGAAAUCACAUCCAGGAGCUUCAGGACCUCGUGGAUUUCUGAUGCAGAGGAUGUCCAGUCUUUCCUGGUGCGUUUUAGGCCAGCGGCUGAUGUAACUGGAGACUAUAUCUCAAUGGUGGUUGACAGUGACACCACCUCUGUCAUUUUACCCAAUCUCAUCCCCCUGACCACAUAUGAGGUUAACGUCAUCGCUCAGUAUGACAAAGGAGACAGCUUUCCUUUGACGGGAGAAGAGACGACUUUAGAAGAGAAAGGCCCUGUUCGUAACCUCAUGGUGAGCGAGGAGAACGUGGACAGCUUUCGUGUUUUGUGGAAAGCCGCACCAGGAGCAGUGCUGAGAUAUAAACUGUUGUAUGAGCCUGUUGGUGGGGGAGAUAAACUGGAAGCAGAGACCGAUGGGAGUCAGGUCACGAUCGUGCUCCAUGAGCUGCUUCCUAUCACCACCUACCGUGUCACAGUGUACCCUGAGUAUGCCGGUGGAAAUGGGCCCUCCUUGGACACAGAGGGCACCACUAAAGAAGUUCGGGGCUCUCCGCUUGAUCUGAGGGUCUUCAAUGAGACCGUGUCCAGCAUGAGGCUCUCGUGGCGGGCAGCUCCAGGAAAUGUGCUUCAGUAUAAUGUGGCGUACAAACCCGAUGGUGGGGAGAGGAAAGAAAUUAACGUGAAAGGGGACACAACUUCUGCUCUGCUGAAAAAUCUGCUACCUGACACGGAUUAUGAGCUGUUUGUUAGUGCCCGUUACUCUUCUGGGCUCGGAGAUCCACUUUUGGGAACAGGCACCACUCUGGAAGAGCUUGGAUCUCCUUCCAAUCUGGUUACUUCAGAUGUGACCGAGAGCAGUUUUGUAGCUUCCUGGACUGCCGCCCCUGGAAACGUUCGCGGUUAUCGGGUCACCUGGAAAUCCCUCUUUUCAGAGGAAUCUGGAGAGAAAACCAUCCCCGGGGACAUCACCACCACGGUUCUGGACGGGCUGACACCGGAAACCCGCUACAAGGUUUCUGUCCAUGCUGCCUACAGCCGGGAGGAGGGGAAACCACUCCACGGAGAGGAGACCACAGAUGUGUCGGCCGCUGGUAGAGUUCUUAUGGUAUCAGAAGAAACGGAGAGGACCAUACGGGUGACAUGGCAACCAGCCCCCGGUAACGUGGUCAACUACAGGGUGACGUACAAACCUCAGGGAGAUGUGCGUCAGUUGGCCUCCAAAGCACCAGGGGGCACCAACACUUUAGUCCUGAGACGCCUGCAGUCCGUGACCACUUACGAUAUCACUGUAGUUCCCGUCUACAAGUUUGGAGAUGGAAGAGCAAGACUAGGAGAAGGAACAACAUUGUCUCCAUACAAAGCCCCCCGAAACCUUCAAACUUCCGAGCCCACUAAGACCAGUUUUAGGGUUACGUGGGACCCAGCCCCUGGAGACGUGAAGGGCUACAAGGUCAUUUUCCAUCCCGCUGAGAAUGAAGUGGACCUGGAAGAGCUGCUGGUCGGCCCUUAUGACAACACUGUUGUUUUGGAGGAGUUAAGGGCCGGCACUAAGUACUCAGUGAACGUGUUUGGCAUGUUUGAGGGAGGUGAAAGUCUUCCACUGGCUGGAGAGGAGAAGACCACCCUCUCUGAUGGUCCACCUGACCCUGGACCCUUUGAACCUUCAGAUGUAACAUGCAAAGCGAAAGCUCAGGCUGAUAUCAUCUUGCUUGUGGAUGGAUCUUGGAGUAUCGGCCGUCUAAACUUUAAGACCAUAAGGGCUUUCAUCGCCCGCAUGGUGGGAGUUUUCGACAUCGGCCCUGAUCGUGUCCAGAUCGGUCUGGUGCAGUACAGCGGAGAUCCAAAGACAGAGUGGCAUCUAAACACUCACAGAACCCGACCAGAACUGAUGGAUGCUGUGGCCAAUCUGCCCUACAAAGGAGGAAACACUAUGACUGGCCUUGCGUUGAACUACAUCCUUCAGAGCAACUUCAAAGCUAAUGUCGGUAUGCGUCCAAACUCCCGGAAGAUCGGCGUCCUCGUCACUGAUGGCAAGUCGCAGGACGACAUCUCAAUAAACUCUGAAAACCUGCGGGGCCAGGGCAUUGAGCUGUAUGCCAUCGGUGUGAAGAAUGCAGAUGAAGGCGAGCUGAGGACCAUUGCUUCAGACCCUGAUGAUAUCCACAUGUACAACGUGGCCGAUUUCUCCUUCCUGUUAGACAUUGUGGAUGACCUGACAAACAACUUGUGUAACAGCGUCAAAGGUCCAGGAGGAGGGCCAGAGCCACCCACUGAUCUUAGGACCUCAGAUGUUACCCAUUACUCUUUCCGUGCCACCUGGGUCGGCCCUGACGGUCCUGUAGAAAAGUACAGAAUUGAGUAUGUGAGCACGGCAGGAGGACAGCCUCAGGAGUUGUUUGUUGACGGGACAGUGACGACUGUGGUUCUGGAGAGUCUCACGCCUCUGACAGAGUACAUAGUCAAGGUUUACUCGGUAGUGGGAGAGGACAGCAGUGACCCUCUCAAGGGCACAGAGACGACUUUGCCUCUCAGUGGUGUGAGGAAAAUGAACAUCUACAGAGAGCGCUCCACCACUAUGAAUGUGAGAUGGGAUGUGUCCGAGGGCGCCACCAGCUACAAGAUUCUUUACAGAGCCUUGAACUCAACUCAACCCUCUGUGGAGAAGGAGAUGCGUGUGAAAGGAAAGGUCACUGAGGUGCAGCUGAAGAAACUUCGUCCCAACACAGCCUACACCAUCUCUGUCGUCACCUUCCAUGGCAAAACCGCCAGUGACCCUCUGACUGAUCAGGGGGUGACCCUAAAUAUGCCUCCGUCCGGGGAGUUGAUAAUCAGCGAUGUUACCCACAGCACUAUGAUGCUAGAAUGGGAUGCUGCUCCUGGUGCUGUUCGUAAAUACAUCAUCACUUAUAAGCCAUCGGAUGGGGAGUCCAAAGAGCUUGAAGUUGACGGCGAUGUGACAACAAGAGGUCUGGAUGAUCUCAUUUCCCAAACGGAAUAUGAUGUGGCCGUAACUCCGGUGUACGACUCUCGAUCUGGGAACCCAAUGCUGAACCAAGCCAUUACCGAUGUUGUUCCAGCUCCAAAGAACCUGAGGUUCUCUCAAGUGACUCUAACUAGUUUCAGGGUUCACUGGGAGCAUGGCGCUCCAGACGUUUCCCUGUACCGUAUCGGAUGGACUAAGAGUGGAGAGAACAAGUUCCAAUAUGACAUCUUGAGCAAUGAGGACACCACCAGCCUCCUGGAGGGCCUCGACCCAGACACCCUGUAUGAUGUAUCUAUCACUGCCAUUUAUCCCGAUGAGUCUGAGAGUGAAGAUCUUAUGGGCAGUCAGCGCACUUUGUCCAAGAUAAUUACACCUGCUCCCAGUGGACCCCCUCAAAACCUUCAGGUAUUUAACGAGACCACCACGUCCCUCACCGCCCAAUGGGAACACGCGCCUGGACGAGUCCAGAACUACAGGAUCACCUAUGUGCCAGUCGCCGGAGGCAGAACGCAGUCGUCAGUGGUUGGAGGGAAGAAAAACACAGCCGUCCUGCAGAAACUGACCCCUGAUACACCCUAUACCAUCACUGUAGCUGCAGUCUAUGCGAACGGAGAGGCAAAAGAUAUUUCCGGUCAAGGAAAGACAUUACCGCUGGGAGGCGUGAGAAACCUCCGGGUCACAGACCCCACUGUCAGCACCUUGAAUGUACGCUGGGAGCCUGCCGAGGGGAGCGUGAAGCAGUACAGGAUUUACUACCAGCCCGUCAGAGGAGGCGCCGAGGACAUGGUCCAGGUUCCUGGAUCGAGCACCAGUACAGUUCUGAAGAUCCUGCAGUCGGACACUGAAUACAGAGUAACGGUGGUGCCGGUUUACGCAGCUGGAGAGGGCAGGCGCAUGUCUGAGAAUGGAAAAACCUUGGUGCGGACCCCCGCAAGGAACAUCCAGGUUUACAACCCCACCACAAACACCCUGAACGUGCGCUGGGAGCCGGCCUCCGGGGAUGUGCUGGAGUACCGCGUCGACUACGCCCCCCUGUCCGGAGCCCGACCCUCCGAAUCCGUUAUGGUUCCAGGAAACACAAACACGGCCUUGCUGGAGCAGCUGAUUCCAGAGAUGGAGUACUCCGUCAGUGUGGUGGCCCGGUAUGCUGAUGGCGAGGGUUCCUCGGUGUCUGACAAUGGAAAAACAUUGGGUCUCCUAGAGCCUCGUAACCUGCGUGUUUCAGACGAGUGGUACACUCGUUUCCGUGUCUCUUGGGACCCUCCUGCUGCACGGGUCAAUGGUUAUAAACUGGUCUACACACCAGUGGGCACAGAUAACACCAUGGAAGUGUUUGUUGGAGACGUGACCACACAUAUCCUGCAAAACCUCCAACCCGGCACUACCUAUGACCUGAAGGUUUACGCCCAGUAUGAUGCUGGCGUGAGCGGAGCUCUCGCCGGACAGGGAACCACUCUGUAUCUCAACGUGACUGACCUCCAGACAUACAAUGUGGGCUUUGACUCCUUCUGCAUUAGAUGGACGCCGCACCGGGCCGCCACCUCAUACAGACUAAAAGUCAACCCUGUCAUUCCAUCUAACCGUGGUGCUCAAGAGGUCACCAUAACCGCUACCGAGAGCCAGUACUGUUUCGACGGGCUGACGCCAGACACGCUGUACAACGCCACCGUCUACACGCAGACCCCCAAUGACGAGGGUCCAGGAGUCAGUGUGAAGGAACGCACAUUGGUGAAGCCAACCGUAGCCCCAACAACACCCCAACCUCCUCCACCACCUCCCACCAUCCCCGGUGCUCUCGAGGUGUGCAAAGGAGCCAAGGCUGACCUGGUGUUCCUGAUCGAUGGCUCGUGGAGUAUCGGAGAUGAAAGCUUUGCUAAAGUCCGUCAGUUUGUCUUCAGCAUGAUCGGAGCCUUUGACGUCAUUAGUCAUGUCGGCAUGCAGGUGUCUUUUGUACAGUACAGCGAUGGCGCUAAAACGGAGUUUAAGCUGAACACCUACCACGACAAAGGAAAGGUCCUGUCUGCUCUCCAGAUGAUCAGCUACAGAGGAGGAAACACCAAAACAGGUGCUGCACUGAAGCAUGUUGAAGAGAAGGUGUUCACUUCAGACAGCGGGAUGAGGAGGACCGUUCCUAAGGUGCUGGUUGUGGUGACAGAUGGGCAAUCUCAAGAUGAAGUGAAGAAGAGUGCCGCUAAACUUCAGCAUGCAGGCUACAGUGUGUUUGUGGUGGGCGUCGCAGACAUUGACAUUGCAGAACUGAAGAAUAUUGGAAGCAAGCCAAGCGAGAGACACGUCUUUGUCGUGGACAACUUUGACGCAUUCGCUAAGAUCCAGGACAACCUUAUUACCUUUAUCUGCGAAACUGCAACAUCCACAUGUCCUUUGAUUUACCUCGAUGGAUUCACAUCACCAGGCUUCAGGAUGCUGGAAGCGUUUAACAUCACCGACAGGACAUUUGGCGGCAUGAACGGAGUCUCCAUGGAGACCGGAUCCUUUAACAGUUACAUCGCAUACAGACUCCAUAAGGAUGCGUUCAUUUCCCAACCCACAAAGGAAAUCCAUCCAGAAGGUCUUCCUCCCUCCUACACCCUCAUUCUCCUCUUCCGUCUCCUCCCAGACACGGGCAAGGACGCCUUUGAUAUAUGGCAGAUAGCCGAUAAGAAUAACAACCCGGAGGUUGGACUCACCCUUGACCCCUCCAGCCGAACCAUUUCGUUCUACAACAAGGACACGAGGGGUGAAAUCCAGAAAGUCUCCUUUGAUAAUGACCACGUGAAGAAAGUCUUCCAUGGCAGUUUCCACAAGCUUCACAUCUCGAUUUCACCAAAAAAUGUCAAACUGAACAUCGAUUGUCAGGAGGUGGGUGAGAAACCGAUCAAAGACGCCAACAACAUCACCACAGAGGGUUAUGAAGUUCUUGGCAAAGUGGCAAAGUCUGGCGGUUCAAAGAAGCAGUCGACCACAUUCCAGCUCCAGAUGUUUGACAUUGUCUGCAGUUUGGGCUGGACAAGUCGAGACAAAUGUUGUGAUAUUCCAGCAAUGAGAGAUGAAGCCAAAUGUCCUGCUCUUCCUCACUCCUGCACAUGUGCUCAGGACAGCAUUGGCCCUCAUGGUCCAGCGGGCCCUCAGGGUAGCCCUGGUACAAAAGGCCCACGAGGAGAGAGGGGAGAGUCUGGUUCACCGGGUCAUAUGGGACCACGUGGAGAGCAGGGUCCGCCAGGCUCAAUGGGACCACCAGGCCCACAGGGACCCAAUGGAUUGUCUAUUCCUGGUGAACCAGGGCGGCCUGGACCUAAGGGAGACCCUGGUGACCCGGGUCUACCUGGACAAAGAGGGCCCGUCGGUGCUGCUGGUCCUCUUGGCCCGGUAGGAUCUUCUGGAGGAAGGGGUCCUCCAGGAAAUGAAGGCCCGUCUGGACCAAGAGGUCCAUCAGGACCAAUGGGACCACCAGGAUCACCUGGAAUGCCAGGAAAUACCGGAAAAUCAGGAAAACCUGGAGACACUGGCCUCCCAGGACCCCUUGGCUUGAAAGGAGAGAAGGGUGAACGGGGAGACACUGCAUCCCAGAAUAUGAUGCGCUCCGUUGCAAGACAAGUCUGUGAACAGCUAGUCAACAGACAAAUGAGCAGAAUUGAUAUGAUGGUGAACCAGAUCCCCAGUAACUACAGAAGCAAUAGUCCCGGUCCUACCGGACCCCCAGGCCCUCCAGGCAACCAGGGAUCCCGCGGAGAGCCGGGUCAACCUGGACCCAGUGGUUUCCCCGGAAACUCAGGUUCGCCAGGGUCUCCAGGAGAAAGAGGAAUGCCCGGAGAGAAGGGCGAGAGAGGAAAUCCAGGUAUCGGAUCUCAGGGACAGAGAGGAUUACCUGGACCCCCAGGGCCACAAGGGCAGUCUACGACAGGGCCCCCUGGUUCCUCAGGCCAGGCCGGGCCCCGUGGACCACCAGGGCGGCAGGGAUCCCCUGGAGUGAGAGGACCUCCUGGACCUUCAGGAUACUGCGAUUCCUCUCAGUGUGUAGGAAUCCCCUACAACGGACAAGGAUACCCAGGUUUUGCAUAGUAGGCUCUCUAUACUGCCUGAUCCCUUACGCAUCCCGAGAUUAGCACACUCGCUCAUGAGUUAAUAAGGAUAACCACCGUGGAUUGAAAUGCUGAAUAUUUUUGCUGGCCGACUCUAAAACAAACAAUCAAACCAAAGAAAGGACUGGACUGCCACUAACACCAGCUGAGCGCUACUAUAUCAUACUGGGGACAGUGAUGGUUACGCACCCGUGGCCUGUUUGCUAGAACUUAAACUGCAAAGCCGCAAAAGAGAGAUUGAGGACGCAUGUCACUACUAACAAUGACCAUCAAUGUUAACAGCGGUCCGAUGACUGUACAUAAACUAAUUGUGCCUUGUAAAUGUUAAUCGAUGACACAAAUAGGUUAAAAGCAGUCAUCAUCAAAGCCUGUGCCUGAUAACUCGCUUCUUGCUGACAGCUGACGUAACCUUGUUUGUGUAUUUCUUUAUUUUUCUAUUUGUUUUGUUUUCAUUGAAACUUUUGUUGAUGUAUGCAGCUAACGCUCAGGUCAAAAUGUAGUGUGUGCCAUUAGUAACGCAACUGCAAUGCUCCUGGUACGAGUGCUGCGUUAUAAACUUGCCGCUUGUUUUUCUUCGUUUUUAUUGUAUUGUGAUUUAUGCGAUUGUAUGAUACCUCAGAGAGUUCAGAACAAGUCUCAUAACUUCCCAUUCGGUCCACAACCGAACAUGUAUACGUAUUAUAUUAGAAUAACAAUAGUUUAGGGAGAUCGAACGCAAGGUUGUGGACGACUGCAGAUCUGGGUUGGUAUGGUUGGAAUUGACGUUUGUGUAUUAUUACCUUUUUAUUACUAUGUUAUUAUUAUACGUAAAAAUGAAGAGUUGGAACGUGUUGGGUGCCAAAAGCACAUGCUGAGCUAGCCAAAUAAUAUUUCCAAGCAGGCCCCUACCAGCCGGAACCUGAAACCUACGUAGUGCCCAUACCGCCCGAGGCCUCGGAAGAUAUCGAGACACAGUCGCCAGGUUUACAAAAUCAACGUGGAAAAAGAUCGCUAUCAAGAAAGGAAGCCAAAAGAAUACAG
Messenger RNA from Triplophysa dalaica, 10127 nucleotides. It is a transcript of the gene col12a1a, whose product is annotated as collagen, type XII, alpha 1a. Gene Ontology annotation, molecular function: protein binding. The coding region runs from base 157 to 9087 and encodes 2976 amino acids. The record is from RefSeq and is a predicted model, not a curated record. NCBI's taxonomy places the organism in Eukaryota, Metazoa, Chordata, Actinopteri, Cypriniformes, Nemacheilidae. The transcript is spliced from 64 exons.